AUGUCUCAGAUGAUUAAAUUAAAGAUUAAACAAAAACAUCAACAACAACAACAACAACAGCACAGAAAUACAAUUUGGAUAAAUAAUCAAAAAUGUGAACAUACUUAUAAUAACGACAAUAAUAAUAAUACGAUAAUAACGAUAAUAAUAGUAUUCAUAGAUAAUAGAUAUAGAAUUGAUAAUGAAGAGUUUAUAGAUAAACAGAUUAAUAAGAAUCAUAUUAAACCACCUAUUAUCCUCUUGAAAGAGGGAACAGAUACAUCACAAGGUGUACCACAAUUGAUUAGUAAUAUAAAUGCAUGUUGUGCGAUCGUAGAUACAGUCAGAACAACAUUAGGACCACGUGGUAUGGACAAGUUGGUUUAUCAAUCAGAGAAGAAUGUCACCAUCUCUAAUGACGGUGCAACAGUGAUGAAGUUGUUGGAUAUCGUUCAUCCAGCCGCCAGAACACUGGUCGACAUUGCAAAGUCACAGGACAGCGAAGUCGGUGACGGAACUACCUCUGUCGUCGUCAUGGCUGGCGAGUUCCUCAAGGCGGCCAAGCCAUUCAUCGAAGAGGGAAUUCACCCACAGAUCAUCAUCAGAGCAUAUAGAUCGGCAUGCGAACUCGCCAAACAAAAGAUUCGUGAGCUCUCUGUCGACAUCAAGUCGGAGGACAUGCGUGAGUUCCUCGAGAAGUGCGCAUCGACCGCAAUGAACUCCAAGCUCAUCUCUUCACACAAGGACUUCUUCUCAAAGAUGGUUGUCGACGCCGUUCAACUGCUCGACGACUCUAUCGAUUUGGACAUGAUUGGAAUCAAGAAGGAGUCUGGUGGUGGUAUGGAAGAUACCAUCUUUGUCGCCGGUGCCGCCUUCAAGCGUACCUUUUUCUAUGCCGGUUUCGAGCAACAACCAAAGCACAUUGAGAAUCCAAAGAUUCUUUGUUUGAACAACGAGCUUGAGCUCAAGGCAGAGAAGGACAACGCCGAGAUCCGUAUCUCUGAUCCAACUAAAUAUCAGGCGUUGGUCAACGCCGAGUGGAAGUUGUUCUACGACAAGCUCGAGUCGAUCCACGCUUCCGGUGCCAAUGUCAUCUUGUCGCGUCUCGCCAUCGGUGAUUUGGCCACUCAGUAUUUCGCCGACAAGAAGAUGUUCUGCGCUGGACGUGUCCCAGAGGACGACAUCAAGCGUGUCUGUCGUGCCACCGGUGCUGUCAUCCAAACCACCGUUUCCAAUAUCAUUCCAACUGUAAUCGGAAGUUGCGAUUUGUUCGAGGAGCGUCAAGUCGGUGGAAAUCGUUACAAUAUGUUUACAGGCUGCAAGAAGACACAGACCGCCACUAUCAUUCUCAGAGGUGGAGGAGAGCAAUUCAUCGAUGAAGCCGAGCGUUCGUUGCACGAUUCCAUUAUGAUUGUGCGUCGUGCUCGUAAGCAUCGUUCUGUCGUGGCCGGUGGUGGUGCCACCGAGAUGGAACUCAGCAAAUACCUCAGAGAUCACGCUCUCACCAUCGAGGGUAAGCGUCAAUUGUUGAUUACAGCCUACGCCAAGGCAAUGGAGGUGAUUCCACGUCAGAUCUCUGACAAUGCCGGUUUCGACUCGACCGACAUUCUCAACCAACUUCGUCAGAAACACUCUCAGGGUGAAAAGUGGUACGGUGUCGACAUUGUAAAUGAAGGAAUCUGUGACACCUACAAAUCCGCAGUCUGGGAGCCAACCAUUGUUAAAUUGAAUUCGAUCACCGCCGCCACUGAAGCCGCCUGUUUGAUUCUCUCUGUAGAUGAAACCGUUUCCAACAACCAAAGUGAACAAGCUCAAGCCGGUCCAAAUAUAGAUCCAAGAACCCGUGCUGCUCUCGGUCGUGGUGGUGGAGUCAGUGCCAUGAGAGGUAGAAGAUAA
Heterostelium album PN500 is the source of this 1875-nucleotide messenger RNA. RefSeq names its product T-complex protein 1 subunit eta (gene cct7). Bases 1 to 1875 code for a protein of 624 amino acids. Gene Ontology annotation, biological process: protein folding. Gene Ontology annotation, molecular function: ATP hydrolysis activity; ATP binding; ATP-dependent protein folding chaperone. The transcript has 4 exons. Gene Ontology annotation, cellular component: chaperonin-containing T-complex. The record is from RefSeq and is a predicted model, not a curated record. Lineage: Eukaryota; Evosea; Eumycetozoa; Acytosteliales; Acytosteliaceae.